Messenger RNA from Podarcis lilfordi (Lilford's wall lizard), 13609 nucleotides. The record is from the annotation of a GenBank genome assembly. Lineage: Eukaryota; Metazoa; Chordata; Lepidosauria; Squamata; Lacertidae.
UGAGGAUCUGCCAAGCGAGAGAGGGCUGAGCUGGAGGGACUCGGCUUGGCAAGGGUUAAAGGGAAGUGAGCUGCCUUCCUAGAGAGGCCAGGAAGCAAGGGGGGGGCCAGGUCCUCCAGAGCCAAGGCCCCUCCCUCCCCAGUCCUUUCCUGCUUUGGGGUCUCUCCUGCAAGGGCUGCCUCGCUGUCCCUCCUGGGAUCUGGUGAGUCUCCUCUCUCUCUGGGAUCUGGUGAGUCUCCUCUCUCUCUGGGAUCUGGUGAGUCUCCUCUCUGGUAUCUGGUGGGGGUCCCAGGGCUGCAGCAGGGGAGGGGGCCUGGGGGGCCUGAUCUGCUCCUGCAGGGGGGACCCCAAGUCAGGGAGGAGAGGGUCCUGCCAGGGAGGGGCCAGGUCUGCCACGCUCUCCUUCCUGCAGAUCAGAGGAUCCCAAAAUCAUUUGGCCCUCCCCCCCUUUCAGAAAAAAUCUCCCUUCUUUAAACAAAGGAGUCCCUGGAACUUUAACUCUGUGUGACGUUGCUCAGCCUCAUUGCACAACAGAGGAAACAUCUGCAAAUGGUUUUCCAAAGCUGAACGAGGAGGUGAACACUAGCCCCCCCCCCCAAAAGAAAGGGUGGGAGAGAAAGGCCAGGAAUAAAGAGAGGGAUCCCAGCCCAUAGUCUGGCUGCUGCAUUGCAAAACAGUUUGUGUUAAGCUAUCUAAUAGAAUAAUAAAAAAUCAAGGGAGAUGCCUUUGGCCCCGCCCACUUGGCCCUCAGGGGGUUGGCCAGAUACAUUCCUGGCCCUCAGGGCAAAGAAAAAGAGACCUCACCCCACGAAUCUGUCUGGACAGCGGUAGAGAUUGAAGAAAAGGGGACAGAAGCAGGGAGUGGAGGUAGGGUGGGGGUGGGGGGAGCAACUCCCGAGGACCCCCAGGUCAGGACCCCCACUAGAGAAAAGCAUCCAUUUAUCACAAGAUAUAAAUGACUCCCUUGUCAUUCGGUUCUGACUUCAUGCAUUGACUGGAAGGAAGAAGAAACCAGGUUGAUUAAUCUGACAGAAAUCCCUUCAGUUGCCUCCACAUUUUGCAUUGCUAGAAGGCUAGAGACUUAUUUCUUCUCCUCUUCUUCCUCCUUUUCAAAAAGAUAGCUCAAGGUCUGGGAUCUGGUGCAGUCCAGCCCUGGUUCCCAGCAAGACUCAGGGAACCAUUUCCCCCCCCUGUCCUACAAAUUCUGUAACAGAACAAUGUAUUUGCUUUGUAGGAUUUGCUAGAGCUUCUCAUUUAGACGGACAGAAUUUGGCAGAAGACCAAAGGGUUCCUUCCGAUCUCUCAGAGGCUUCCUGAGAGCACAGAUGGAUGAGCAAGACUCAGCUGGCCCUGGAACAGGAAGAGGCCAUGCCAACCAAACUGGGAGCAGUGGGGGUUUUUGGGAAAACUCUGUGCAGAAGAUCCAUGGUGAGGUGGACACCCUCCGCUCAGAGGUGCAGAGCCAGCAGUUGAGGCAGUUCUGCUGCCAGGAGGCCAAAGGACCCCGAGAGGUUUGCAGCCGACUCCACCACCUUGACCAUCAGUGGCUGAAGCCAGAAAGGCACACGAAAGCUGAGAUGCUGGACCUGGUGAUCUUGGAGCAGUUCCUGGCUGUCCUUCCCCCGGAGAUGGAGAGCUGGGUGAGGGAAUGCGGAGCGGAGACCAGUUCCCAGGCGGUGGCCCUGGCCGAAGGUUUCCUCCUGAGUCAGGCAGAGGAGAGGAAGCAGGCAGAGAGAAAGCAGGUGAGAGAGACUUUCCUCUGGAUACUCCCAAGGGGCUCCAAACAGGACAGAGAACAUCCCAUAAUUGUCUCCUUAUGGCCCAUUUUCUGGGAAAGCAUCCAUGGAAUGAGAUCUCGCACCCUUCAAGUCUUUGUCAUUCUCUUUCUAGUAUUUCUUCCCAUUCUCUGUUUUGAAUUCUUGUUUCUUUCUCAGGGAAAGGAUCUCUUUGCAGAAAUGGACCUGGAUUCCUGUGAGGCAGAGAGGCCUCCGUUGGACACCAGAGAGAGGCCACUGGGUAAGGAGGAAGGUGGUUUUUCUCCGUUUGGUCUCAUUCUGUUGGUUUUCCAACACAUCUGAGGGUUCUUUUCAUCUUGUUUUGGGGGGAGACAGUUGGGAAGAAGGGUCCAGAGGAGGGGGGAUGUAUUUCUGCACAACUAACAUAUGAAAUGGGCACAAACGUCCAAAUACUCUCAGCAGGUAAGGCUUUCUCAAAGGCCCAUCUGUAGUUAGAGAUACCCUGUUUCACCUGUGAGAGAAGCAGGCACUCUGUUUAUGUCCUGUUUACGUUUUUUCUCUUGCAGGUGACGGAAUGAUGCCGGCAAGACCUCCUGAUCCGCCUUUUCAUGGGGGCAGAAGGGAAGCAGCGGCUGUGGAACCAGAUCAGGUCAGGGGAAGCUGCCUUGUGGGGACAGAGACCGAGGGAUGGAGCAAUGUCAUGGACUGGUUGGGCACAGAGGAAUGGUGGGAGGAAGCAGCCGGGAAACCAGGAAGGGAAGAUGGCUCAGAGCCCAAGGAUUGGAGGUAGAAGAAGGAUGGGUUGUCAGAGGGGGAAGAGGAGAAGCCUGGGAAGAGGAGGUGUCAGAAGCUGAAAGGGUAACAGGGCUUAGUGAGCUGGGAGACUCUGUGGCAGAAUGCAGUGCAGAAUCAGAGGCAGAAGAGGAAGGAGGCGAGUGGGAGAGGAAGGUCGAGAGGAAGAGGUAAGUCAGGAGAAGGAGGAGCCACCGGUUUUUAACCCUCUCCUUUUGCCAGAAGCCACCCUCCCUACUUGUCUCUCAGAGCCAGGAGACCCCCUGCAAUGCAGGAAUCUCUGCUAGAUCAUCCAAGACAGAUGGCCAUCCAAAAAAGGCUUAUUUUAUUUCUAGACUGAUCACUGAAUGCAAAAAUAGGUAUCUUAAGCAGAGUACAAAUGAGAACAAAUAGCGGCCUGGAUUCACCUAACCAGCCCCCUCCCCAUUCCUCCAUGAAUCCCUUGAAUUUGGCUUUACGGCAUUGGAAAGGAACUUUCCCAGAACAGCACAUGAGGAGAGGAGAAAGUGGAUCCUUCCAUCAGGCAAACUGGAAUGCUUGCGUAGGCAGAAUGAUUUGAAAACCACAUGUGGAGUACCACCUAUUUGCACAAAGACAAAUACCCAUAAUUAAAACGCAGAUUAAAAUAAGCAUCCAUAAAUAAAAUGUGCAGCAAAGCAAUCCUAUUGAAACAACACAGCAAUUUACAGGAAGGAAACAGAGCAUUGUGGAGCAGAUCAUAUUUCUGCUGUCUCAGAGGAGGACAUUUCCCUUUUUCUUUUAGGGUCCAGUGUGCUUUGAAGAUGUCGCUGUUCGUUUCACGGACGAGGAGUGGGUGUUGCUGGAUCCUGACCAGAGAGCUCUGCAUAAGGACGUCAUGGAGGAGAAUCGUGGGAUCGUGGCCUCUCUUGGUAAGGCUCCCUGUGGGAUCGUCAUAUCUGCCUGGAAAUUCAAAAAAUACGUCUAUGGACCAACCUCAUAUAUUUUCACAGAGCUCAACAGCGCCCCCUAUAACACCUGGGAACCUAACACCCCCACAAUAAAGAGUAACUUACAGUUUUUUCUUUGAACAAUCUUCUUCAAAAUAUUCCUUUUUCUACCACGAUUGGGCUGGUCUGAACUGCCUAGGCCAUCUUAAAUGUCAGCUUCAGAAAGAUAAGUAGCUUCAGGUUUUCUGUUUUUGCUCCUGUCAGUCUUGGAUUGACCAAAGAGAUGACUGACAUUGGAGAUGGAGGGGAUGCCAUGACUGGGCCGAACAAAAUUCAUCCCAGAGAAGAGCUAGACUUAUUGAAUUUCAGAUAGAAGUAGCAGUGAUGAUGAUGAUGAUGAUACAGUGGUACCUCAGUUUACAAACAUCAUAAUAAUAAUAACAACAACAACAAGAAGAAGAAACUUAAAAUUUCCCGGAAGAGGACUGUUCUUAAAUCAAGGUACCACUGUAGUAAUAAUAAUAAUUUUUUAUUUCUACCCUGCCCAUCUGGCUGGGUUCCUCUAGCCAUUCUGGGCGGCUUCCAACAUAUAUAUAAACAUGAAACAUAAAUAAUUAUAAUCUGAUCCCAUAUAAAAAGAACAUUAACUUUAUUUUUUAUUUUUUACCAAUCAAUUUUUAUUGUUUUCUUUACACAGUCAUUUUACAAUACAUUAAAUCACAUAUAUACUUUUAGCUCUGCCGAGCUUGCGACUUCCCUCCUUCCCUUCAGCAGGUAUCCCUUAUUUUCUCCAGUCGCGUAUUUUAAUUUCUAACCUUGUAUCUGUCUUAUACAUUGUAGGAGUUAUUUUAAACCUGCCAGUGUUUUUAAAUUUUUACAAUUAUCCUUUAAGUACACAGUACAUUUACUCCAACUUUCCUGAAAUCUCUGAUCGUCCUGAUCCCGAAUCCUGCCGGUCAGUUUGGCUAAUUCCGUGUAGUUCAUCGUUUUCGUCUGCCACUCUGCAGUGGUGGGAACUUUCCAGUUUUGGGCCAAUAUAUUCCUUGUUGCCGCUGUGGCGUACAUAAAUAGCCUUUGGUCUGUUUUCUUAGCCUCCUUCCCCAACAAAAAAGCCUCUGGUUUUUUGGGAAAGGUAUAUUUAAGUACUUUCUUAAGUUCAUUAUAGAUCAACUCCCAAAAAUUCUUGACUUUAUCACAAGUCCACCACAUAUGAUAGAAGUCUCCAUCCACCUUUUUACAUUUCCAGCAUUUCUUAUCCCUCAUCCUAUACAUUUUUAUCAGUUUUACUGGUGUCAAAUGCCACCUAUAUAUCAUCUUCAUUAAAUUUUCUUUUAAAGCCGUACACGUCGUGAAUUUCAUACUUUUGUUCCAUAAUUUUAGCCAUGCAUCCAGUUCAAUAGUAUGCCUAAAAUCUAUAUCCCAUUUUAUCAUUGCUUCUUUCGCCUCUUCAACUUUUGUAAACCAUUCUAACAACAAAUCAUAUAUCUUAGAUAGUAUUCUACCUCUGCCUUCCUCUAAUUCUAACUGAAAUCUUGAUUUUUUUAUCCUUAAACCCAGCUUUCCUUUUAUCCUCACUCAAUAUAUCAUUCACCUGAUGGUAUUGCAACCAACCUGUAAACAUGCCUUCUCUUUACUCUUAUGGUUUAAGUUUUAACCCUUGUUCCAUUUUUCUAAUAAUUUCCUCAUAGGUGGCUCACCUUCCUUCCAUAUUUACUUUUUUAACUGUCAACACCUCUAUUGGCGAUAUCCACCAUAGGGUUUUCCUUUACAAUAAAUAUUUGUUUCUUUCCCAUACUUCAUAAAUUGACCUUCUGAUCACAUGGUUUAAAAAAACCUUUUUGAACUUUUACCUUAUCAUACCACAGGUACGAGUGCCACCCGUACCUGUUGUCAUGACCUUCUAAAUCCAAUAGGUCCGUAUUUUCCAAUGUUAUCCAUUCCUUUAACCAUACGAGACAAGACGCUUCAUAAUAGAGAUUCAUAGCUGGUAUAAUAAUAAUAAUAAUAAUAAUAAUUUAUUAUUUAUACCCCGCCCAUCUGGCUGGGCCUCCCUAGCAACUCUGGGCGGCUUCCAUAGAAACCAAAAAUACAGUAAAAUAUCACACGUUAAAAACUUCCCUGAACAGGGCUGCCUUAUGGCAAAUCCACCUCUUUCUUUUUCAUCUAUCAACAUUUUCAUUUUGAUCCUCAGCUUCUUUCCCUGCCAGACAAAUCUUGACACUAUUUUUUGCCAUUCUCUACAUUGUCCUGUCCCUUUAAUCAAUGGAAUUGUUUGGAAUAAGAAUAACAUUCUAGGUAAAACGUUCAUCUUAAUCACCGAUAUUCUGCCCAAAAAGGAUAAUUUCAAACUGUUCCAAAUUUCUAAAUCCUUCUUAAUCUCUCUCCAUGUGGUUUCAUAAUUAUCUUUAUACAAUUUUUUCCCCUGUUGUCAACCAAAUUCCAAGGUAUUUCACUUUCUUAACCACCAUAAUUCCUGUCCUGUGUUGCAAUUCCUCUGUCUCUUCUUUAUUCAUAUUUUUUACCAGCAUUUUGGUCUUAUUUCUAUUGAGUUUGAAUCCCACAACUUUUCCAAAUUCCUCCAUUCUCUCUAGGGCUUUUUGUACACUGUUCUUUGGUCUUCUAAUGUUAAAACUAAAUCAUCAGCAAACGCUUUUACUUUAAACUCUUUCGAUCCCACCUUAAUACCUCUGAUUUCUGACACUUCUCUCAAAUUCUUGUUUAAUACUUCUGAAACCGUAAUAAACAACAGGGGUGACAAAAGACACCCCUGUCUGGUACCUUUAGAGAUUUCAAAGUUGUCAGACAAAUUAUUAUUUAUAAUAAGUUUGGCUUUUUGUUCUGAGUAUAUAGCCUCAAUACCUUUCAAAAACAUUUCUCCUAUUCCCAUUGUUUUUAGGUUUUCUUUCAUAAACCGCCAUGAAACAUUAUCAAAUGCUUUCUCUGCAUCAAUGAACACCAAGGCCGCUUGUUUAUCAUUUCUAGACUCCCAAGUACUCAAUUAUAGCCACUAUGUUCCUAACGUUGUCCUUCAGUUGUCGCCCUGGUAGGAAACCAGCUUGAUCUUUAUAUAUUACUUCCUUUAAAAGUUUUUUUAAUCUGUCGGCCAGCACAUCCGCAAAUAAUUUAUAGUCAUUGUUCAAUAAGGAAAUAGGUCUAUAAUUUUUAACACUCAAACCAUCUGUAUCUUUCUUUGGGAUUAAAGUGAUGUACGCCUCUUUCCAGGUAUUUGGAAUUUUCCCUUCCUUCAAAAUGUUAUUCAUAACCUCACACAGCACAGGUAAUAAUGGUCCACCUAGUGUCUUAUAAUAUUUUGCCGAAAUGCCGUCAGGGCCUGGAGCUUUCCCUAUCUUCAUUUUCUUUAUCGCCUUCUCAAUUUCUUGUUCUGUAAUUAUCUGGUUUAAUUGUUCCUUUUCUCAUGGGGGGAUCUGCUGUAAUUGAUGGCUUCGUAUAUAAUUUUCUGUUUUCUUACCAUCUUCUUUCUCUUUCUUAUCUUUAUAAAAUUUCAGAAAGGUCUUUCUAAUUUCUUUGGGGUCUUCAAUGAUGUUUUCUGCCUCUCUUAUCUUACAAAUUGUGUUUUGUUUUUGUCUUGCCUUUAAUUGCCACGCCAAUAAUUUUCCAGUUUUGUUGGCGGAUUCAAAAUUCCUUUGUCUCAUUGUUUUUAUUUUCCACUCUACAUCCUGACUCACCAACAUAGAGAACUGAGUCUGCAACAAUUUAAUAUUUUGUCUUAUUAGCUCAUCUUUUGGUUUUAUUGUCAGCAGUCUCUCAUUCUCCAUGAGAUGGGCCAGGAUUUCUUCUUUCUUCUUCUCCCUUCCUCUUUUCUGAAAACUGUUCUUUUGGAUCAGGAAUCCUCUCAUUACAGCUUUGUGUGCAUCCCAUACUGUUUCAAUGGGUGUUCAUUGUUUAAAUUCCACUUAAAGUAUUCUGUAAUUGUCUCUUUUGCCUGAUUUACUAUCUUUUGGCCAUUGAAUAAACUUUCAUUCAUCCUCCAUCUGAAUGAUGAAGGGUCUUUUCCUUUUAAUUCCAAAUAUAACGGAUUAUGUUCUGAUAAUGUCCUUGGGAGAAUCUCAAUUUUGGAAAUUCUUGGCACCAAUUCAUUAGAAGUCCAAAUGUAAUUUUUUCUACCAAAGCUUGGAUUUGGAUCUGAAAUGAAUGUGAACUGUUUUGUUGUGGGAUUUCUAAGUCUCCAAAUAUCUGUUAGCCCCAUAGUGUCUGCCAUAUCAAAAUAUGUUUUUGGUAGUUUACCUUCAUUUGUGUCUCACCUUUUCGUUGCUCUAUCCAAAUCUGGAAUAUCCACACCGUUGAAAUCCCCCAUUACUAUCACUCUCUGAUCCAAAAAUUCUGAUAAUGUUUCACUGAGCUUCGAAUAAAAGUCGGCUUUUUUGUCAUUAGGUGCGUAGAUUCCCACAAUGAUUACCUUUCCCCCCUGGAGCGUAAUUUGCACUAUCAGCACUUUCCCCUCCUCAUCUUUAUAAAAUAAUUUUGGGUCAUAUUUCUCCUUUAUAUACAAUACAACCCCUCUUUUCUUGUUUGUGUCUGAGGCAAUAAAGUCUCUCCCCAAUCUUUUAUUACUUAAAACCCGCUUAUGUUUCCUUGCGACAUGUGUUUCCGGUAAACAGGUUAUAUUUAAAUUCCGUUUAAUCAAGACAUGUUCGAUUUUGUUCCUUUUAUUUUUAUUUUCAAGUCCAUUCACAUUCCAUGAAAGUAUUUUCAGAGCCUUUUUCUGGUUUGUUCAAGUCUACUAUCAAGUCCAAAUCAAACUUGGAGGUCCUUGUUAUUAUUAUCCUCUUCUCCCUCUUCUUCUUUCUCCUCUUCUUACUCUUCCUCUUCUUCCCCUCUCCUUUUCUCCUCUUCAGACUGGUCCCGUCCUGGUCUUACCUUCUCCACUUUUCCCAACUCUAUAUCAUAUCUUCUGGAGAAUUUUUUCCAGAUCCUGAAGGCUACUUAGUUUGAACCUCUUGUCUUUGUAAUUGAAGGAAAUUCCUUCUGGAAAUUCCCAUCUAUACUGGAUUCCAUUUUUCUUUAACUGGCCAUCUGGUUGGUGGCAGCGGAUUAGUGGUGUACGGGUCAAUAGUCCGUGAGAUGACUGGGGGCUCCAUACAAACACCACAGUUGGCUCCAUAGAUUUCUGAUUGGGUUAAUGUUUGGGCUAUUCCCAAACCAUUCCAGCAGUGGAAUAGGAUUAUCUUUAAAGCACCUUUUGCACACAGCAACGACAUGGAGCUGAAUCCUGUUGAAAGAGGAAAGAAAGAAAGAAAGAAAGAAAGAAAGAAAGAAAGAAAGAUUUGUAUAAAUAUAUAUAGAAAUGCUUCAGUAUCUGGGAAAAGAUCACUUGUGGAACGCUUCAGUUUGGGCUCAAGUAUUUUAUUUAUAUUUGGGGGCAUUUACAUUCCCAUUAAUGAUUCAAAUUCUGCCCACACUUUUGCUGACAUACAACCCCAGAUCAUCACACUACAGUGGAAGCUUUACUUACAACCAUAAUCCGUUCCGGAGGUCCGAUCAUAACUAGAAACGUACAUAAGUAGGGGCACCCUUUUCAAGAGAAAGUAAUGGAAAAGUGAAUUGAUCCAUUCUAGACGAUGAAUAACAGCCCCAAAACAGCAAUUUAACAUGGAUUAUACUCUCUAACAAGACCAUAGAUCCAUAAAAUGAAGGCAAUAAUAACGUACUGUACGAUAAAAUAAAUAAGACAGUAUUGUAGAUGGGGGAAAAAACGUUUUUUUCUUCUUACGUGCACUGUGGAUGGGUGGGCUUAUCUGGCUACAAGCUGGGGGUGGGGCAAGGGUCAGUAAAGAGCUGAUUCACUUUGGCCAGGGUCAUGCUUUUUUCUUGCCAGGCCAGGUUCUUCUCUAGACUUCCUCAGGUUGGUUCCCCAGCGGGGUUUGGGGCUGCAGUGCGCCCUGCUAUGCCUCUUGCAGGCAGCACCUCUUCCACAGAUUUGAGGGUGGGAUGGGGGCCCUCUCCCCAGCAGCAGAGGCCUCAGUGCUGCUCCGCAGCUGGCGGGGAGUGUUCCAGUAAACUGAAGACCUCUCCCCGGCGGCAAAGGCUCCAUCGCUGCCCUGCAGCCGGCCGGGCGAGCUCCAGGCUGCUGGCAAGACCUCUGUCUCUAGAGGAAAGUUCAUAAGUCGAAGCGCCUACUGAAGGUCAUAACUGGAAUGGUACAAAAGUAGAGCCGUACGUAAGUCAAGGAUCUACUGUUUCCGGGUGUUUCACGGUCGGUGUAAUGCAAGUAGGAUGUAAAUGUUCUCUGAUCCUUCUCCUUGCAUGUUUCAUGCCAUCACUACCAAGCAAGGAGAUUUGGGUCUCAUCGCUCCAAAUAACACUGUCCCAUUGUUCCACUGUCCAGUUAACAUGGGUUUAAUCUUUUCAACCUUUGCUUGAGAGAUAACAAUGGCUUUUUCCUUAUAAUUCUAACAUUUAGACCAGUCCUUGCACUUAACUUCACAUUACAUUGCACCAUGUCAUCUUGUAUACACCCAGAUGAUUUUCUUCUGUCAUGUAGGGACAGUCUCUCCAUUCUUCAAUCGUCACUUGCCUUUGUGACCUUUUCCUGCCUUAGCCAGUCUGAUUUUGUAGUGACUGAGUCUCCUUAUACCUCUUCAAAAAUAUAGAAAGGCCAGCUUUGGUUAAGUUUUUCCUAAUCUUUCAUCUAAUUUCUUCAUAACUGUAGCCUUGUUCACUUAAUAGUAUAAUUUUACAUCGCUUUCUGGGUGACCAGUCAACGCUUUGUGCCAUUUCUAUAAUUUUAUUAUGUUUUACAACCUCACUAAAUGAAAGAACACAAAAAACCAACUAACUUGAUAGCAAUCACAUAACACACUGAAAAUGUCAACCUAAGCAAGUGGUGCCUCCUUUUUCUGGUUAUUUGGCUAUAAUGUUUGAUAAAAUACAGGUAAUUGAAGAAACUUUGUUGGAUUGCUUUCUUGAUUAAAUUACCUUUCCAUUGAUAUAUAAUUUUAUGAUAUUACUCCAAAAGAAGUGGUGUUUUGAGCCAUCAAACCUCUGAAAUACACUUUUUUCUAAAAGGCUUCCACAAUUUUGACCACUACUGUAUAUCAAAUAAAGCAACAUUCAACAACUCAUCAGAAUCUUAUAAUAAACAAACAACACAGGUAAUGAACACACACCCAAUUACCUUCAGUUCUUCUCCAUUUGUUCCUGAGGCUCUAAUCCCUUUUUGUUUCCAUUGCAGAUUGUGAUGAAUUGGAAAUCGAGAACAAAGGUGACCACGAAAAAAUCCUCAGAGAGGAGAAGCAACAUAAAAAUUUGGAGUAUGGAAAAAACUGCAGUCAGAGCUCCCAUUCCACUUCCCAUGAACAAAAUUUCAUUGGAAAGAAACUCUAUCAAUGCAUGGAAUGUGAAAAGAGCUUCCGUCAGAGCUCCCAUCUCAGUUCCCAGCAAAGAAUUCAUACAUGGGAGAAACCGUAUCAGUGUGUAGAAUGUGGAAAGAGAUUCAGUCAGAGUUCCAAUCUCACUUCCGAUCAAAUAAUUCAUGCAGGGGAGAAGCCCUAUCAGUGUGUGGAAUGUGGAAAGAGAUUCAGGAGGAGCUCCGAUCUCACCACCCAUCAAAGAAUUCAUACAGGGGAGAAACCCUAUCAGUGUGUGGAAUGUGGAAAGAGCUUCAGUCAGAGCUCCCAUCUCAUUUCCCAUCAAAGAAUUCAUAUAGGGCAGAAACCCUAUAAGUGUGUGGAUUGUGGAAAAAGCUUCACUGAUAGUUCCAAACUUACUUCCCAUCAAAGAGUUCAUACAGGGGAGAAACCCUAUCAGUGUGUGGAAUGUGGAAAGAGCUUCAGUCACAGCCACAGUCUCACUUUCCAUCAAACAAUUCAUACAGGGGAUAAACCCUAUCAGUGUGUGGAAUGUGGAAAGAGCUUUAGGAAGAGCUCCGAUCUCACUUCCCAUCAAAGAAUUCAUACAGGGGAGAAACCCUAUCAGUGUGCGGAAUGUGGAAAGAGCUUCAGUCAGAGUGCCCAUCUCACUUCCCAUCAAAGAAUUCACAAAGGGGAGAAACCCUAUCAGUGCAUGGAAUGUGGAAAGAGCUUUACAGAUAGCUCCUCCCUCACUUCCCAUCACAGAAUUCAUACAGGGGAGAAACCCUAUCAGUGUGGGGAAUGUGGAAAGAGCUACACUCAUAACUCCUCUCUCACUUCACAUCAAAGAAUUCAUACAGGGGAAAAACCCUAUCAGUGUGGGGAAUGUGGAAAGAGCUUCAGGAUGAGCUCUGAUCUCACUAAGCAUCAGAGAAUUCAUACAGGGGAGAAACCCUAUCAGUGUGUGGAAUGUGGAAAGAGCUUCAAUCAGAGCUCCUCUCUCACUUUCCAUCAAAGAAUUCAUACAGGGGAGAAACCAUAUCAGUGUGUGGAAUGUGGAAAGAGCUUCACUGAUAGCUCCUCUCUCACUUCCCAUCAAAGAAUUCAUACAGGGGAGAAACCCUAUCAGUGUGGGGAAUGUGGAAAGAGCUUCAGAAAAAGCUCCGAUCUCACUAAGCAUCAGAGAAUUCAUAAAGGUGAGAAACCCUAUAAGUGCCUGAUAUGUGGAAAGAGCUUCACUGAUAGUUCCAAACUCACUUCCCAUCAAAAAGUUCAUACAGGGGAGAAACCCUAUCAGUGUGUGGAAUGUGGAAAGAGCUUCAUUUACAGCCACAGUCUGGCUUUCCAUCAAAGAAUUCAUACAGGGGAGAAACCCUAUCAGUGCAUGCAAUGUGGAAAGAGGUUCACUGAUAGCUCCUCUCUCACUUCCCAUCAAAGAAUUCAUACAGGGGAGAAACCCUAUCAGUGUGUGGAAUGUGGAAAGAGCUUCACUCACAGCCACAGUCUCACUUCCCAUCAAAGAAUUCAUACAGGGGAGAAACCCUAUCAGUGUGUGGAAUGUGGAAAGAGCUUCACUGAUAGCUCCUCUCUCACUUCCCAUCAAAGAAUUCAUACAGGGGAGAAACCCUAUCAGUGUGGGGAAUGUGGAAAGAGCUUCAGAAAAAGCUCCGAUCUCACUAAGCAUCAGAGAAUUCAUACAGGGGAGAAACCCUAUCAGUGUGUGGAAUGUGGAAAGAGCUUCAGUCAGAGCUCCUCUUGCAUUUUCCAUCAAAGAAUUCAUACAGGGGAGAAACCCUAUCAGUGUGUGGAAUGUGGAAAGAGCUUCAUUAAGAGUUCCUCUCUCACUUCCCAUCAAAGAAUUCAUACAGGAGAGAGAGAGAAAGGGACAUGGCAUACAUACAGAGAUUAGCUGAAGAAUCAAGAAGGGAAAUGGAAAUUAAAAGACUAUGAGGAAAUAAAAGAUUAUUUGCAGAAUUGGUUACACUACAAACAAUUACAUAGAAUGUACGAGGAAGAUAAUAAAGCAUUUAGUUAUACAUUUUCUAGAUUUCAAAAGGGAGUUAUAGAAAAAGUGAAGCAGCUGAAGAAAGUGUAUAAUAUUUUGCUAGAACAGGAAACAAAAGAUGAGGAGGAAAAAAUGGUCAUGAUCAAAUGGGCACAAGAUAUAGGACAUAACAUACAACUUGAGGACUGGGAAAAAUUGUGGAAAGUAGAUUUGAAAUUUACAGACUGUUCUCUUUUGAAAGAAAACUAUAUGAAAAUGAUGUAUAGUUCAUAUAUUACACCAGUACUGAUAGCAAAAAUGUAUAAAACUGGGUCAAAUAUAUGUUGGAAAUAUAAAGAAAAAGAAAGGACUUAUAAUCACAUGUGGUGGGAAUGUAGAGAAGUUUAAAAAUUGUGGGAAAUGAUAUAUAAUGAAUUGAAAAAAAAUGUUCAAAUUGACAUAUGUAAAAAACCCCCAGAAGUAUUCUUGUUAGGGAUUGGAGGACAAGACCUGCCAAGGAAAAGAAAGAAUUUAUUUAUGUAUGCUAAAACAGUGGCGAGAGUCUUGUUCGCAGAAGGAUGGAAGAAUGAGGAAAUCCCAAUGAAAGAACAGUGGCAAGAAAAAUUGAUGACCUAUGCGGAAUUGCCCAAAUUGACAUAUAAACUGUUUGAAAAGGACAACUGUGACUUCAAGGAAGAAUGGGAACUUUUUACAAACUAUCUAAAAAGACAUCAAAGUAAACUGGAGUCCUUGGCAGGUUUUGAAUAAACAUCCAUAAAUUUAUUAGUUGAACACAUGAUAAAUAAGGCAAGGAUAUGUACAAUUUUAUAACAUGCAGAAAACAAUAUAUGCAAAGAAAUCAGGGAGGGGAGCUGAGGG